UCCAUCUUCAUCCACGACGCAACCAAGAAGACUACAGACAGAAAAAGGGGAAAAGGAGGACAGAGAGAGAGAGAGGAACAUUGAGGGGUUCUUGAAUAACCACUAAUAUAGAAAUCCAUUCGCCACCGAAACCCCAUAUAUAUAUUUUUUAUUCUCAUCAAUCCCCCCUCCUUAGAGAAGAAGAAGCAAAGGUAGUUUGGUUUCAAGAAUCGCACAUCGUUUUUGGGAAUUUGUGACCUUUGGUUUCUGUAAUUCGUUUCAUCGACCCAGUUUUUGAAGAGAAAUCGGGCUAAACUCGUCGUCCUCUCCUGUUGGCUUGGAGUGGAGCUCUAACCACUGUUUUAGAUUAAUGAACUUUCGCUGCAGACUUUGCAUUGUUCUAGCACCCAUUCUGAUUGAUUCCCGUAAGGGGGAAGCACAAUAUGAGUACUUUUGAGUGACGGCCCGGAAGUUGUUGAGCUUUGUUGCAGGUUCAGGAAAAAACGGGUUCCUGUCGGAAAAUCUUAUGGUGGUCAUUUUCCCCUUCAUUGUGGCGCAUAUCUUUUCUAGCUAUUCGAGGGAUUUGGGGAGUGCUCUCUCUUUAGAGGGAGACAGAUAGAUAGAAUCGUUUAGUUGCAGGAAGUUGCAUGGGCGACAAUGAAAGCUGGGCACAAUCAGACGGCCUUUUGCCCAAUGGCCUUUUACCAAAUGUUGCAGCAAGAGUAACAAGAAAACUGAACAGUGAAAGAUGGUUAAAAGCAGAAGAGAGAACUGCAGAAUUGAUUGCAUGUAUCCAGCCAAACCAACCUUCUGAAGAACGAAGGAAUGCAGUUGCCAAUUAUGUGCAGCAGCUGAUCAUGAAGUGUUUUUCUUGUCAGGUCUUCACCUUCGGAUCUGUUCCUCUGAAGACCUAUUUGCCUGACGGUGAUAUUGAUUUGACAGCCUUCAGUAAGAACCAGCAUGUAAAAGACACAUGGGCAAAUGAUGUUCGGGAUAUGCUUGAGAAUGAGGAAAAGAGAGAGGAUGCAGAGUUCCAUGUAAAGGAAGUUCAAUACAUUCAAGCAGAAGUGAAGAUAAUCAAGUGCCUAGUCGAAAACAUUGUGGUAGAUAUAUCUUUUAACCAGCUUGGUGGGUUAUGUACACUUUGUUUUCUUGAGGAGGUUGACCAGUUGAUAAAUCAAAAUCAUUUAUUCAAGCGCAGUAUCAUAUUGAUAAAGGCUUGGUGUUACUAUGAGAGCCGUAUACUGGGGGCCCACCAUGGGCUGAUUUCUACAUAUGCUUUAGAGACUCUGGUUCUGUAUAUCUUUCAUGUGUUUAACAAUUCCUUUACUGGGCCCUUGGAGGUUCUUUAUCGCUUCUUGGAGUUCUUUAGUAACUUUGAUUGGGAAAAUUUUUGUGUCAGUCUCUGGGGUCCUGUCCCAAUUAGUCAGCUUCCUGACAUAACUGCUGACCCUCCUCGGAAUGAUGGUGGAGAGUUAUUACUCAGCAAGCCCUUUCUCGAUGCUUGUAGUUCAAUAUAUGCUGUUUACCCUGGAGUUCAGGAAAAUCAAGGGCAACCUUUUGUGUCAAAGCAUUUCAACAUCAUUGAUCCAUUACGUACAAAUAACAAUUUAGGACGAAGUGUCAGUAAAGGUAAUUUCUUUAGGAUACGAAGUGCCUUUGCAUUUGGUGCUAAGAAGCUAGCAAGGUUACUUGAGUGUCCCAAGGAUAACCUAAUUGCUGAGGUCAAUCAGUUCUUCUUGAACACUUGGGAGAGGCAUGGUGGCAGGCAUCGUCCAGAUGCGCCAGGUCCAGAACUUUGGCAGUUGAAACCUCCAAACAUGGGGCCCUCAGAUGGAUCUGAUAAACUAGGAUACCACUCAACAACAAAGAAAAAAGGAGUUAAUGAUGGGCUUGUGGGGAUUGGCAAUGUUUCUCCUUCUGAGGGUGCUGCAUGCAUUCAUAAUCCUUCAUCAGAGAACACAGCAAGGAUAAAUAGUAGUUCUGGAGCUUAUCACAGUCUAAGCCAGAAGAAUUAUGGUACUCAAACUGUAAGUUUGGACAAGACUCAGAAAGUUUUGAAGCCAAAUUACUCCCUUAAUAAUCAAGAAGCCCAAGUUAGACAUCAGUUUGCAAGGACAAGUUCUAGCCCAGAACUCACUGAGACAUCCAGUGAAGCAUCCACUAGAGGACGGCGGGGUAACAAGGCCGUGGAUAUUGGACAGAACCACCAUGUUGGUGCGAGGCCUGACUACAGCAAUAAAAGGAAGAACAUGCCAUCUGAAGCAUCUGCAUCUUGCCAGGCUUCUUCCAAUGAUCUUAGACACAGCAGUUCACAGCAAAGUUUGGAUGUUAGUAUUGCUCCUAAUUUGUCAGAAACAGUAAGUAAUUAUGCUCACAGUGAUGGCAGCGGAGUGCAAGAACACUCACAUCAGGAAGAGCAAGAUUUAGUUAACAUGAUUGGAGCUCCUAGAGCACAUGUAUUUCCUGGACCCAUGAGUUUAACAUCUUCACAUUUACCUGUUUCAUUGCAAUCUUCCAUCUUCGGCUAUUCACAACGAAAUUUAGGUGGAAUGAUGCCUAUGAUUGACCCUGCUUGGGGUUCUGGCAUGCAAUUCCCUCCUGGUCUUGUUCCUCCUCAACUAUCACGUUAUUUUUCUGGGCUUAGGUUGGCUUCCAGUCAAGAGGAGGUUAUUGAUUCUAGCAAUGAAAAUUCCACUUUGACUGAAUCAAACCAGGAUGAUAGUGAUGCUGCAUUUUGGCAUGAAAAUGAAAAUGCUUCCUCUAGUGGUACGGAAUUUGGGUCAUCUUCACGAUUUGGUGGUUCUAGUAAUAAUUCAGUCAGGGGUCAACCUCAAAAACUACAGAACAUCAGGGGCAAUGAUAUCCACACAUCAGAUAAGUCUGCAAGCAUGAAAUCUUUUGCACUGAAUGAGGUGAAUUCUUCUAAGCUGCCCAAAUCUGCCAGAGACAAGCGGGGAAGAAAAGGAAUUCCUGGAGUGGUACCUGCUACACCUGACAAAUCCAAGGUCAGUUGGCAAUAUGAAAAUGAUAUAUCACUGGUAGACGAAAUGGAGAAAAUGGAGAACAAGGAUCGGCAUAUGAAAUCAUCAAGGGAUGGGGGACCUGCUUCUGCAGUCCCUUCUUCAUUGCCUGUUGGUUAUGAAGCUGGUUCCAGUGGAUCAGAUCCCAUGAUACCUGGGCCAAUGCUUGUUGGUUCUGGUUCUCGGCAAAUUACUUUCUACCCUACAGGGCCUCCAGUUCCUUUUGUGACAAUGCUUCCGCUCUAUAAUUUCCCACCUGAUGCAGGGAGUUCUGGAGGUUCACCUAGGCAGUUUGAUAGAGAUGAUAGCCUGGAGAAUGGUCAUGCAAACUUGUCAGAGCAUAGUGCUACUGCUUCCAACUUUGAUGCUCCAGAGAAUCUGGAGCAGCCUGAGGCUUUUGGGAACCCAAGUUCUAUAGAUAUUCCUGCCAUGGAGCCAAGGGCAGAGCUCAAUGUGGAUAUUCUGCACAGUGAUUUUAUAAGCCAUUGGCAGAAUCUGCAAUAUGGGCGAAUAUGUCAGAGUGCUCGUAAUCACCCACCAAUAAUUUAUUCACCACAAUUGAUUGUGCCACCUGUUUAUCUCCAAGGACAUUUUCCAUUGGAUGGACCAGGAAGACCAUUAUCUGGAGUAAACAUGGGUCUUUUCACGCAGGUCAUGGGUUAUGGGCCACGUUUUGUGCCUGUUACUCCUUUGCAACCAGGGUCUAGCAGACCUUCUGGAAUUUAUCAGUACUACAAUGAGGAGAUGCCAAGAUAUCGGGGUGGCACAGGGACUUAUUUACCAAAUCCUAAACCAGCUGCAUUCAGAGACAGGCAAUCAGCAAACAGUCGGAGUCACCGAGGAGGCUACAACUUUGACAAAAAUGAUCAAGGGGACAGUGACAGAGGUUGGAGUGUCAACUCAAAAUCACGUGGCUCUUGGAGAAACCACAACAAAUAUGAGGCCCGCAGCCAGUCUGAUAAGCCACAUUCAAGGUCUGAACGUCCUGGUGGACCUGAUUCCAGAGGAGAUCGAACAUGGGAUUCAUACCGACAUGAAGCUUUUACGGCUAUUCGGACACAAAAUGGACCCUCUACUUCCACUGAUCCUGUUCAUGGCACAGGCAAUAUAGCAUACAGUAUGUACCCUCUUCAGGCUGCCAAUUCUAAUGCAGUUGGGACGACUUUGAGUGGAACAGGUCCCAGUGUUCCAUCGGUUGUAAUGUUGUACCCCUAUGAGCAUGGUCUUGGCUUUGCUCAGUCUCAGGAGCAACUUGAGUUUGGCUCCUUGGGGCCAGGUCCUUUUGGAAGUGUUAACGAGGCAACACAGAUCCGUGAUGGAGGCAUGACACCAGGCUUGUAUGAGCAACGGCAUGGCCUAUCUAAGGGUGGCUCACCUGCUCAGUCACCUGAUCAGCCCUCCUCCCCCCAAGUACAUAGAUCAGCGGCUCAAGUGAAUUACUCACUGAAAGAAGAGGAUUUCCCCCUCUGGCAUUCCCUCCCCAGGGAAGGGUCGGUGCUAGUAGCAACUCUAACAGCAGGGGUUCCCAUUACCAAACCCUUCUUUUUGCUCCUCACGCAUAAAGCAGAAUUUGGUCCAUCUGCUUGUAGUGGGUAUCUGUACAUUUUUGCUCGUGAAAAGACAGCCUUCCUCAGCAGUUUGGCUAGGGUCUGGAUCCAUGGCAGAUGUGCAAUAUUUUGCAAUUUAUGUGGUUAAUGUAACUUCAUUCACCGGUAACGAAUUAGGUACGUUUUUUCUUUUUGUAUAAACAUAGGCAAGGACUGGAUUGCUAUCAAUGCAUUGUGCAUACGUUCAGUGCUUUGGGAGCAUGGUAAGAUCUAUUCGCCAGUGGAAGGACGUAUGUAUUUUGAACUUUUGUGUGAAGGGUCUAACGAUGUAUGCCUUACUAGGUCUACCUUAAAAAUGAAACAGAAUACAUAGAAACUCUUGAAUCAAUGUCUGUAUAGCAGAGAUUUUAAAAAAUGAUACAGAAUGCAUUGCAUUUCUUGGAUCAAUGUCCGUAUGGUAGUGAUUUCUACCGAUGGAAUUGGUGCUAAGGCAAUACCAUGUCGAGCACGAGUUGGAGAAAAUGGGUCUGCUGGUUUUCUGCAAACUUGCCUUCUUGGGCACCGUGUCCGAAGGCUUUUUUCCAUGGAUGCUUGGGAAAAAGGUGUCCUUACAUUCAGUGUCAAGAUUUACUCUUGGGAAAAUUAUCACUACUGAUGUCUGACUCGUUGCUGUUGCAUGUGUAACGGAUGGUGUUUUCUCCUCAAUCCAUUAUAAGAUUAUAAAUCCACUUAGAUUAGGAAACGAAAUAUUUUCUUCUCAAUCUAUUACAAUUCCGCUGGGAUUAGGAGUACGUAUUCAUUAUU
Nymphaea colorata (pocket water lily) is the source of this 5353-nucleotide messenger RNA. RefSeq lists its product as uncharacterized. The transcript is spliced from 11 exons. Lineage: Eukaryota; Viridiplantae; Streptophyta; Magnoliopsida; Nymphaeales; Nymphaeaceae. The record is from RefSeq and is a predicted model, not a curated record. The coding region runs from base 627 to 4697 and encodes 1356 amino acids.